AUGAUGAGUUCAGAAGAAUUCAAUACAAGUUAUACAAAAGAAGAACCCUUAUUAAUUUAUAGAAAUAAAACAGAAGAAUUUAAUAUUUUAAAAAAUAAAUAUUUAAAUAAUAAUAGAAAUGGAGAAGAUUUAUUGUUAAUUAAAUUUAAACAAGCAGCAUUAAAUAUUAGUACUUUAUUGAAUACAGAUUCACAAGAAAUCAAUAGAAUGGUACAAAAUUGUUGUAUAUGUGGUAGUAAAUUUGGUAAAAUAUUUAAUAAAAGGCAAAAAUGUUUAGUUUGUAAUUCAAUAGUUUGUUCAAAUUGUAAUAAUAAUUCAGUACCAUUAUCAUCUUUAAAUAUAAAAUUAAAAGAAACAAAUUCUAUAGUACAAAAUAAUAGUAAUCAUAGUCAACAACAUCAACAACCAAAUUCAGUUAUAACAUGUAAUGUUUGUUUUUCAUCACUAAAGAUUAUGAUUACAAGAUUAGAUUUUAACAGACAAAGUGAUAAAUCAAUGAAUUCAGAUUUCGUUCAAUUCUAUGAACAAAUGCAAUUGAAUAUAUUGGAUUGUAAAAAGUAUAUACCAACUUUUAAAUCAUUGGUAUUACAAAUUCAAAAUAAUGCAUCACCAUCAGUUUCAAAAGCGAAAUCAUUAGAAGAAACCAUUGCAAUCUCAAUCAAAGAGUUGGAAAGUGGUAUUAGACAAUUAAAACAAUUACAAGGUUCAACACCAAAACAAAAUCAAGUCAUCAAUAAUAUUAAACAUAGUUUUGCAACUUAUUUACAAACUUCAAUACCUGAAUUUAAAUUAACCUCAAAUCAAUUCAAUCAAAAGCUAUUAAUCACUGUCGAUACUACAAAUUCAAUGAUAAAAUCAAAUAAAUCACAAUUAAUUAUUUCAAAUCAAUCAACUGGUGAAUUAGAGAUUAAUCAAGAUUUAUUAAAUUCUUUAUCACUCAAAGAUAUAAAUGAUGAAAUUAAAAAUCAUGGUUCAUCUGUACCUUUAGGUGAUUCAAGAUCAAAACAAGAAGUUUUAAAACAAUUAAUUGAUAUUUUAAAUAGAGAAAUUUAUAAUAGAGAAAUUGGUAAUAAUAAUAAUAAUAAUAAAAAAGGUACAAAUUAUACUACAAAUAAUAAUAAUAAUAAUAAUAGUUAUAGUAAUAGUGGUUGUGAAAGUCCAAUUAUUGAAUCAGUUAAUAAUAGUAAUAUAUUAUCAUCAAGUCCAACACCAAUAUUAUCAAGUAUUUUCUCAUCAUUUUCAAAUUUAUUAAGUGAUAAGAAACAACCAACCACACAACAACAACAACCAAUUACAAAACAAGAAUAUAGACCAAUUACAAAACCAAGCGAAUCAAAAUAUUCAGAAGAUGGUCAAAUUUUAGUAGAUGGUAAAUUAUUAUCAACAUUAACUUUAAAAGAAUUAAAUGAUGAAGUUAGAAUUCGUGGAUAUGCUGUACCAAUGGAAAUGAGAAGUAAGCCAGAUGUUUAUUUAUUACUAAAGGAUAUUUUAAUCGAUGAAAUUGAUAAUAGAAGUUCAAUCGUAUCGGUUGUACCUGCAGUUUGCCCACAAAGUGGUUGUUUUGUCACUAUAACUGGUGAUAAUUUAAAUAAGAAAUCAAUUGAAAUCACCGUGGGAAACUUAAACGUUAAACCUUUUAAACAGAAUGUACAUGCAAUCAUGUUUCUUAGUCCUUCACAACCAAAUGAAGGCGAGGUCGAAUUAAUAAUCUCUGAUGGCGAUCUUACACUAACAAAACAGUUCCUUUUCUUUACAAAUUCUUGUUUUCAAACUGAUGAAGAUAUUUCAAAUGUAAAUGAUUAUGCUCUUGAUAUGUUUCAAAAAUCAACAACCUCUCCUUUAUUAAAUAAUUCUUCAGAUUCAAAUAAAAAUACAUAUAAAAACAAUCAAAAUAAUGUUAAAAAUUUUAACAAUGUAAAUAAUAAUAAUAAUAAUAUUAAUAAUAAUAAUAGUGAAUUUUAUAAUAACAGUAGUAGUAUUAGCAGUAGUAUUAGUAGUAAUAAUAAUGAAAUUAAAAGUUUUAGUAGAACUCAUAGCAGAAAUAAUAGUUAUAAUAAUAAUAAUAAUAAUAAUAAUAAUAAUAGUAGUUUAAAUUCAUCACCAAAAACAGCAUCACCUAGUUUAAGAUCUUUUAAUAACAGUAAUAGUGGGUAUAAUAAUAACCAACCUCAUCAAAAUGAUUCAUUUUCAAUAUUAAUGAGUAAAGAGAUUGGAUCUACUGGUGAAACAUUUGAUGAUAUAGUUGUUGAAAUGAUUCAUCCAACAGUGUCACCAUUAAGUGGAAAUAAAGUUAGUGUACAAUUCAAACACCCAGUAAAAAGUAAUAUAUUAAAAGUUAAUAUUGGCUCUGGUAAUGGUGACAAUGUUAAACAGUUACAAAAUAUUGAGAUUUCAAAUGCUGGUAGAAAAAUAUCAUUUCAAACACCACCAUUACCACAAGGUUCUUAUAAUAUAGAGUUUACUCAAGAUUCAAAGGUUUUAUUAUUAGAAAAUAUUUUAUUUUAUGAUUCUUCAAUUCCAGAUUCUAAUAAUAGCGGUUUUACAAAUAAUAAUAAUAAUAUUAAUAAUUAUAAUAAUAAUAAUAAUAAUAAUUAUAAUAAUAUUAAUAAUAACAAUAGUUUUAAUAAUUUUAAUAAUAAUAAUUUUAAUAAUAAUAGUUUUAAUAUGAAUAUAAGUAAUAGUAAUAAUUAUUAUUAUAAAGAACAACCAAAAAUUGCUACUUCUUCAAGAGUAUUAGGCGGAAAAAAAAAUUAA
This is a messenger RNA of Dictyostelium discoideum AX4, 2754 nucleotides long. Its product is annotated as IPT/TIG domain-containing protein. The record is from RefSeq and is a predicted model, not a curated record. The coding region runs from base 1 to 2754 and encodes 917 amino acids. NCBI's taxonomy places the organism in Eukaryota, Evosea, Eumycetozoa, Dictyosteliales, Dictyosteliaceae. Gene Ontology annotation, molecular function: metal ion binding. The transcript has 2 exons.